AUGGACAAUCCAAUAACAAGAAUCAAGUGCAUUGGCGAUAUGUUUGAGCAGCUUUCGCUUCCACUCCCACUCUUUGGAACGCCAAUUCCGGGUCCACUGACGUUUUCUUUCCACUGGCUUACCAAAGAACCAGUCAUCGAGAUUCACCACACCGACUGGAUUACCGAUAUCAUGUCAAAACUUGGCCCAGCAUGUCAAGACACUGUCGGAAGGCAUAUUAUUUCCCUCAAGGCGGCGGUCCUCGCGCUCUACCACCUGGGCGAUCGAGACUCACUGGUUCCGAAGGAGCAUAUCAAUGGGGCAUUUCGGGCUUUAAAGGAAAAGUUGUUAUACUGUGCGAUUCAAACCCGAAUCCAGGGCAAUUUGCAACGGUACACGACCCUUUUGCCCCUGGCAUGCAUUGGAGAACUGAUUGUCUUGACCCUGCGCUCUCCAAGUUCCACGGUUAGAGGCCACCUCUGCGUCCUUCCAAUCGACUGGGCUGGCCAGAGAGAUCGAUGGCAUGACUUCGCAGAUGAGGUGGUCAAUGAUGAUGCAUUUUGGCAACUGGUGGUCACGCUCGCGCACAGCAUCGUCGCUGGCUCCAUUAGCUGGAAUUCCGCUGUUCUUGGAAAUAUUGUUUCGCCAUCCCUUCCUCAGCGGGACGAAAGACUCGCGGCCCUGUCCACACUCCAAAAGAUUGCCAAGUUACCGCCGUCGGAACCCAUCGCAAAUCUGAAAUUUACCGCCGAGGAAUUACAAGGUUUCAUGCACCCGAUCUUGCCACCGGGUCACGGCCUACUGCAGCCGACCUGGAUUGAAGGCCAACAAAGUCUUGAAUCGACACCAAUAGCGACCAUCGCCUCCGAACUUGAGAAGCUUGGGUUUCCUCUGGACAUGGAAGUGCUCCUUGCCCGCCGACGUCAACUUCUGGCUGCCUUGCAUCGCCACCAGAUUCAAGCCGGGCCGAUUAACCUGCCCAUGAGCAUGCCAUUGCUCCGAGAGUAUUCUCGUCUCCGCAACGAAGUGGUAGUUGAGCUGGGAAACUCGGUUCGCACUACCUUCAUGGAAACGAUCCUAGACAUCGUCGUCAUCAGCCGUUGUGAAAAACUUGUCGCCUUUCUGAACAUCUGGUCCCAGUCAUUGGAGGCCGAGAGUUUGAUCUCCAAGGUGCACGCUGCACUUCAUGGAGAAUCUUCCCACGGCAACAACAUGCUACCUCAUAACGACAACUUGCUAUUACUUGUGGCUGGGUAUGAGAUUCAGCGCCAUUUCGAGCCCGGGGUACAAACCGCCCAAGGACCAUAUUUACCAUCCUGUCUCAGCCGGGAGGGGCCUGGUCUAUACAAGAAUGCCGCCUUGUCGUACGCACAGAACUAUCAUCGGGAGCCUACGCUGAGUGUGUUUGCGCCAUCGCUAUCCUCGAAACCGAGAGCCACGAAGGAAAUUGACUUGUGGACAGACUAUUGGAACCAGCAACUUCCGCCGAAUUGGAGUCGAUGCACCGCACCAGAUGUCACGUUCAGCUCGGAGACUUCAAACCAACAUCUAUCUAUGGCAGAGGCCAAGUCAUAUUUUCAUGACAGCUAUACUUCUGGGAGAUCAGCCAUCCUGAAAUUUGUCACUGGAUGCUUUCCCUUUCUGAAUUAG
Exophiala xenobiotica is the source of this 1629-nucleotide messenger RNA. RefSeq lists its product as uncharacterized. Lineage: Eukaryota; Fungi; Ascomycota; Eurotiomycetes; Chaetothyriales; Herpotrichiellaceae. Bases 1 to 1629 code for a protein of 542 amino acids. The transcript has 2 exons. The record is from RefSeq and is a predicted model, not a curated record.